This is a messenger RNA of Exophiala aquamarina CBS 119918, 1494 nucleotides long. RefSeq lists its product as uncharacterized. Gene Ontology annotation, molecular function: malate transmembrane transporter activity. Gene Ontology annotation, cellular component: membrane. The record is from RefSeq and is a predicted model, not a curated record. The transcript is spliced from 2 exons. Bases 1 to 1494 code for a protein of 497 amino acids. NCBI's taxonomy places the organism in Eukaryota, Fungi, Ascomycota, Eurotiomycetes, Chaetothyriales, Herpotrichiellaceae. Gene Ontology annotation, biological process: malate transmembrane transport.
AUGUCACGGCCUCGCAUCUCAGCAAGAUCGCGGUCCGGCGAUCAUGAUGAGUGGUUGGGUAUGUCUCGUUCCUCGCGGCCCGACGGUUGGCGAACUCCGACAAUCGAAGAUCCAGAUCAUCCUGUGAACCGACAGAAGGAUUCGGGCGAUACGCUUCUCAGUUCCGGCAGCUCGACAGGUCGGCGCAAAGACACAGAGUUAGGGGCGGCACCUCAGUCUAACAUGAUACAGCCCGUGCCCUUGCCUCCGCUAACGGAGAAUGAAAAACCCAAGACUCUUCCUUUGAAGAAGAGGUUGAAACAUGUCACCUGGGCGUGGUUUACCAUCACCAUGGCCACUGGAGGAAUUGCGAAUGCCCUAUACUCAGUACCCUAUCGGUUUCCUGGGCUGCGUGUGAUUGGAGUCAUCUUCUUCUUGUUGAAUAUUGUUCUCUACAUUGGCAUCUGGGCAAUGAUGAUCACCCGUUUUUACUUAUAUCCUUACACAUUUCGGGCCAGCCUCACACAUCCGACCGAAUCGCUGUUUGUCCCCGCCUUUGCCGUCUCAUUUGGGACGAUCCUGAUUAACAUUGUGGAGUACGGAUUCAAUCGCACGGGUCCCUGGCUCAACCAUGCCGUUGUAAUAUUAUAUUGGUUCGAUGCCGCAAUCGCUUUCGUGCUGAGCAUUGGGAUAUACUUGACCUUGUGGUCCUCCCAAUCCUUCACCAUCUCACGAAUGACACCAAUUUGGAUAUUUCCGGCCUAUCCUUUGUUGAUCAUAGGGCCCCACGCUGCCUAUAUAUCCGCCCAGCUGCAGGAUCCUAGACAGGCGAUUCAAAUAAUAAUCGGAGGUUUCACCGUCCAGGGGAUUGGCUUCUUGGUCUCGCUGACCAUUUAUUCGGCAUUCGUGUACCGACUGAUGACGCAGAAGUUGCCAGCGGAAUCCUUACGACCUGGGAUGUUUGUUUCGGUUGGGCCGUCGGCCUUUACAGUGAGCGGCGUGCUUGGUAUGGCAACCAGCCUUCAGGAUGCAAUAGCAAAAACACCCGAGUCCACUUUUAUGGAAGUCCCUGGCCUUCUUGCCGCUCAGAUCCUACGGCUCAUUGCCAGUUGGAUGUCACUCUGGCUAUGGGGUUUGGCCUGGUGGUUCUUCUUUGUCAGCCUGCUUUCGAACGCUGAUUGCCUCAGAGCGAAACACCGCACCCAGUUCGCAAUGACGUGGUACAGCUUUAUCUUCCCACAGACGGCGCUCACGACCGCGACUUUCUCCAUCGCCAAUGCAUUCGAAGUCACAGCCAUCAACAUAAUUGGCUGUGUCAUGGUCUGUUUGCUCAUCAUCGUCUGGUUUGUCGUUGUCGGGUGUAUGCUCAAGGCCAUUUACAAGCGACAGAUCUUGUGGCCGGAGAAAGGAGAGGAUAAGACCGAGGGUGGGUUCAAGGCGAGACAAGAGGAGGGGAGCCUGCUACCAACCAUGGCCCCUGAUCAAGCCGAGAAAGAGGGUGGCCCAGGUCGGUAG